UCAGACAGCAGAGCACAGGUCGAAGUGUCCAAGUACACACCGGGACAGACCCUCCGUCAGUGGGUUUCCCUUCCCGGGAGGCCAGGAGCCCGAGAGAGAGACAGAGCCAAGUGUCACCUGGCUUUUCACUCAUUCCUGAUUUAACAGGAAGACCAGCGUAGAACGCUCCAAAAUGUUUUUCAGACUCCCAAGACUGACUCCAGGCUACAUCAGGCUGCUGCAGACGCAGGCCUACCAUAACGUGUCUGUGACGCCUCCAGCGGAGAAGACCGUGCCCGGCAUGGCUAUGCUGCUGGGGGCCUUGGGGAUCGGGAUGUGUGGCUACAGCUCCCGCCAGUUGGCCCUCCACCACCGGCCCUCUGCACGUGUGCUGCAGUUGGUCGGCACACACACUGAUGCCAGCACGGCGGGCGCUGCGGCCCAUCGGACCCCCUUCCUGGAUGUUAGUCGCCGGGCCGGUACCACCCAGGAGAUCCCACCUCCCUCCUUUGUGGGCCAGAAAGUUCACUUGAAAUAACCUGCGAUGCUAAAUUGGAUAUAGAUUGGUCAGCAUCACAGGUUGAGCUCCAGUAACUACACUUAUGCACAUCUAAGAUUGUAGCUAUGCAGGCCCAUUGCACCAAUGUGGCCCAUGUGCUCUCUGAUGAUGCGCAAGUGUGGAUAUUUGACUGACCUCAACCUUUAUGUUGGCAGGAAGUUGGAUGUCUUCUAAUGAAUUCUGUAACUAGCGCAACACAUAUAAAAAUAGUUUAAACGCUCUUGGAUUGUAUCAAUUAGUCACUAAUAUUAGAGGCUUUAAUUCACUGAGAGGGCACUAAGCAAUGUGAAUGAUUGGAUGAGUACGUAAUGAUGCUGGAACUUCCCAAAGACUGUCGCUGAAUGUAGCUUGAAGGAGCAAAUGUGUUUAAUUUGGAGACAUUGUGCAUCUUUUUGAGGCAUGGCGUGAAAAGCGGCCGAUGCUUGGCAGCGCCCUCAGUACGCAGAUGGUUGGCAACCCUCUCUGUGCGGCCCCACCGCCGCUCCUUCCCUCCGCAGGCAGACGGCCACGUGUGAGUGCUUGAGCGGCCCAUCCCUGCCCAUGACUUCAGCUGAUUUCCUCUGAGGAGGAGCAGGUGCCAUCCAUCAACAAGCCUUGGCGUUUGCCGCCGAGGUCUGGCAUCGGCUGUCAAUCAAGUGACAGUGGCGGAAGACGCGGGCCGGUUUAGUGGCCGCUGCUUCCUGCGUUCAGAAAAGUUAAAUUCUCCAAGGGUUUGGUCAGAGCGGCGAAAGAAUAGCAGAGUGGCAGGGCUGUAUCGUGGGUUGAAAACACACAACAGGAGAACGUUAAGUCGUGUAAACAACACAAACACAUUGCUGGAUUAUGAAUCCUAAUUUACCGGGCUGGGACGCUGCGGGUGGCAGGCGGGCGAGGCGGAGUGGUGAUUCCUCCAGGAUAAGCCUGUGUCCUCUGUGGGGAUUACUCCAGGUGGAAAAUCAUUCCUGGCACACGCAGUCAUUCACCUAAUCUGGUAUUAGAGACAAGGGCUCGCGAGAGGCAGACAGUCCCUGUGAAUCCAAACUUUGUACCAUUCCCCCUGCAGGGUCCACCAUUCGUCCCACUGCGAUCCAUGAAUUUAUAGAUUAUGGGAUUGGUGUUUCCAUUUGUGUUUACACCAAAAAUGUAGCAGUGACAAGGGACUUGAGAUUUGGCGAGACGCUGAGUGUGGUUGAGAGUGCGUGCUGUGCCUUAUGGAUAACACAGGGUCAUACUGUCUUUAUCAAAACUGCAUCUUAUUUUGAAGUAUAUUUCAAACAUUUUGCGUUUCCGCUAUCAUGAGUGAGAGAUCAUUUUUUUUCUCCACCGGCAGGGGACAGGCGGAGGAGAAAGUUCACCAGUAUUCUGGAAAGGUUUGAAAAAGGAGGACGGUGACAAAGCAGAGUGUUUCAUCACUUAGAGGUCAGCCAGACCUUGUAAUCCAGUUUUUCAUUGCUCAACAGCCACCCGUGUCUGUCUGCCAAACUGGAUCAGCGGCUGGUUGUUGCAGGUUGGGAGUUUUUAGAGCCCCGGUAGUGGCCCUCCCAAGCGCUAGCACAUUUGGUCACCGACAAAAUGGUCGUAAUCCACUCAGCAGAGGGGGCUAAUGGUUCCAACUGGCAUCAGACACUGAACAGUCGGUGACCUUACUCUGGACAGAGACUGACACCUAUAAACAAUUUCAUAAUGGGGUUGUGAUGGCCUCAAAACAACAGGAUACUCUGUCACACUGUGUGCGCCUGAUGAAAAAAUAAAUGGUACACCUGGGUUAUGAAACUUUGUUUUUGCGAACAGCUGAUUCAGAUAUGUAAUCAACAUGCAAGGUCUGAAAGCACCUGUCAUGCUGGCACUGUGCUGCAUUUUAUGGUCACAUUCACGAGUGUGAAGUCAAUGUGGGCGGGGGCUGCAGGUUGUGUGAUGCUCCUGGCUGGUUUUGAUGGAUUUUCUCCACGCUGCGGCGGCGCGCAGUGAGCACAGAGCACUGUCGAAACCUAUUGAUCUAAAUCAGAGAGUGAGGGAGAGCUCGUCUCCUCACUGCAGCAAACUUCCUGUUUCACUCAGCACUGUGCAGUUUAUGAGAGAGAGCUGCCAAGGCAGUCCACUGACAAAAAGGAAUAUCUGGAAACAUGUUUGCCGGUGGAAUAAAAUAGUGGGAAUGUUUGAAAGCACAGUACUCAUCUGUUGUCACAUUGCAUGCUGCUCAUUCAUUCCAGUCUGUAAAGGUCUACAAACUCCAGUUCAGCUGCGCCCACUGAGGGACAGAUUUGUUCUGUAAGCAAUAUAAUUGAUUUUAAAUGAAAAGAUGUUGGACGAGAUCUAUGAAAUAAAAGCAUUUGGCACACAUGCUGCUCUAUUUUUGUACUUAGUCGCACCUGUGGGUCACAUUGUUUUGUACAGCGUUGUGCAAUGAAGUUGUGCUUUUUGUACCAAG
Chelmon rostratus (copperband butterflyfish) is the source of this 2945-nucleotide messenger RNA. RefSeq lists its product as uncharacterized. The coding region runs from base 173 to 517 and encodes 114 amino acids. The record is from RefSeq and is a predicted model, not a curated record. The transcript has 2 exons. Lineage: Eukaryota; Metazoa; Chordata; Actinopteri; Chaetodontiformes; Chaetodontidae.